This is a messenger RNA of Marasmius oreades (fairy-ring Marasmius), 1769 nucleotides long. RefSeq lists its product as uncharacterized. Bases 197 to 1573 code for a protein of 458 amino acids. The transcript has 3 exons. Lineage: Eukaryota; Fungi; Basidiomycota; Agaricomycetes; Agaricales; Marasmiaceae. The record is from RefSeq and is a predicted model, not a curated record.
CCGAUUCUUUGACCUGCACUCGCCACUUCAAAGUUCAGUGGCAAGUUACACCAUCAUCUCGAGCGGACCUACUAGGAAGCAUUCCAUUGAUUCAGGAUUUUUUUGUUAGUCGUCGACGGAUUUGAUUGAGCUGACGCGCGGGUCGUUCAAAGGAGAGAAACAUUAGGAAGUUGUACUGUGUGGCGACUAGACGAAGAUGGAGCUUCUGCUUAGAGUCCCAGUGGAGCUUUGGGAGCGAAUUUUUGGCUUUGUGUGCAUUUCAUUGUCGAGAGAUAGGCACUCUCUUGAAAUCAAGAUACGCCCCACCACCAAAUUCUCUUACGGAUACUCUGUGAUCACCAUAACACCCAUCAUUCUCACCCACGUCUGCUCUCGAUGGAGAAGAAUCGCCACUCGCUGCCCAAGGCUGUGGUCUUCCAUCGCGGUCCAUCUUCGGGAGGGGUACCUCAAGGGCGGGACGAAUCUGGUUGAGACGUUCUUGGAAAGGUCCAUGCCGCGUCUGUUGGAUCUCGACAUUGUUUUGGAGAAGAGCAUGUGGCAAUCGGAAUCUGCUACAGCCACUUGGGAAGUCCUCAAAUACCAUUUUUCACGAUCCGAACGACUAUUCCUCGAUGCUGAAAAGAAUAUCGACCCAGACCCUCUCAUUUCCUUCGAAGAACUGGAUAUACCAUUUAAUAAUCUAGUGUACUUCCGGAUCCAUCGGCGAUGGGGAUUUCCACCUGGUGGUGGUCGUGGCGAACUGGAAACGCACAAACCCCUCUGGCGGGCGCUAUGUCGAGCUCCAAGAUUGACGAGAGUGAAUAUAGAUUGGGUGUAUCCCCUCGCAUUAUUUCCGUGGCGGCAGCUCACUGUGGUGACCAUUCAAGACAUCUUUGGACGUGAUUUUGAAGAACUGCUCAAAGUUCUCGAGGUUUCCGAAAACCUCCAUACUUUAAAGCUAGGAAUUAUUCUUGCCGAUGGGCUUAACACUCGUCGUGUGAAAAUACCCUCUUUACGCACGUUUUCCAUCUUUCGGAACACCGACCUAGACAACUCUGUUACCAACGCGUUUUUCGCCUCAUUCGUCAUGCCUUCCCUUUCCUCUUUCGAGUUUUGGUGCUCGUGGCCUCCGGCAACGGAGCUGGAUUGGCCUGCAUCACUACUCGACAUGUUACAAGAAUCAUCUGCAACUUUACGUAUUAUAUCGCUCUUCAUCAACUCAGAGGAGGAACCUAUAGAAUGGCCAUCCCUCUCGCUGCUGUUAUCGACAACGCCUCACUUGACCGAGUUUCAUUUGACCGACGUGGGGGAGCAUGAAGGUACUGAUUUAGGGUCGAUAUUCUGGAACAAACUCGUCAUACCCUUCCUUUCCGACUUCAGAAAUACGUCGGAUAAAGUUAUCCUCCCGGAACUCACUCAUCUGAUUCUCACGGACCUCGAAGCGACCUCUGACAGAAUAGAAUUGAUCGCCAGUGUAGCAGCCUGCAGGAGGACUUGCCGCAUUGCUGGACUUGGUAGGGAUUUCUCUCCGUUGCAAGAGUUUGAUGUGGUGGAAAGGGAUGAAUCAGUGAGAACUGAGGAACUUUUUGAAUGAGGUACUCGGUGGAUCAGGUUACGAAGGCGGUGCUCGAUAAGGCGGACUGUGAAUAAAGGUAUGCUGCUGACCCGGACUCUCCUCUCAUUUACUAUGAAUCUAUUUUUUAGUUUACCGUGAUUGUCCUUCCAAACUUUCUUGCUAUCGAUUGAAAUACGUUCAGUCAACGAUUACAAUGUAAAAGACACAUUACCGA